AUGGACGCCUUCAGCGCCGCCAAGGCCAAAAUGGGGGCGAAGAGCGGCGGCGAGGCAGCGGCGGCGGCUGCGGGGCUGGCCGCGCCUCAGCCCGCCGCGCCUCAGCCCGCCGCGCCGGCCCCCAGCCCCGCCGGUCCUGGCUCGCCCGCCGCGGCCGAACACGCCGCCUACAAGCUGGAGGACCUGGAGACCCUGGCCACCGUGGGCACAGGUACCUUUGGGCGUGUUCAUCUGGUGAAGGAAAAAAUGGCCAAACGUUACUUUGCACUGAAAGUAAUGAGCAUUCCUGAUGUCAUUCGACUGAAGCAAGAGCAACAUGUGCACAAUGAAAAGUCAGUCCUGAAAGAGGUCAACCACCCCUUUUUGAUCAGAUUAUUUUGGACCAACCAUGAUGAACGUUUUUUAUACAUGUUAAUGGAAUAUGUGCCAGGAGGAGAACUUUUUAGUUACCUGCGCAACAUGGGGCGUUUCAACAACAGCACAGGACUGUUUUACUCAACAGAAAUUAUUUGUGCAAUAGAAUACCUGCACUCCAAAGAAAUAGUUUACAGAGACUUAAAACCUGAAAAUAUAUUACUAGACAAAGAAGGACAUAUCAAGCUUACUGAUUUUGGAUUUGCUAAAAAGCUGGUGGAUAGGACAUGGACACUCUGUGGCACUCCUGAGUACCUUGCACCAGAAGUUAUACAAAGCAAAGGCCAUGGAAGAGCUGUGGAUUGGUGGGCCCUGGGAAUUCUUAUAUUUGAGAUGUUGUCAGGGUUUCCUCCAUUUUUUGAUGACAAUCCAUUUGGUAUAUAUCAGAAGAUUCUUGCUGGCAAAAUAGAUUUCCCGAGGCAUUUGGAUUUAUAUGUAAAAGACCUUAUUAAGAAGCUGCUUGUGGUUGACAGAACAAGACGAUUAGGAAAUAUGAAGAAUGGAGCAGAUGAUGUGAAGAGACAUCGAUGGUUCAGGUCUAUAGAUUGGGAUGCUGUACCUCAAAGGAGACUAAAGCCUCCCAUAGUACCAAAAGUAUCCAAUGAUGGGGAUACUUCCAAUUUUGAAGCUUAUCCUGAAGAUGACUGGAACAAGACGCCUCCAGUACCCCCCAAAGAUCUAGAAAUUUUCAAGAACUUCUGAAUGCGACAGCUACACUGGAUGAGAAACUGGAAGGAAAUGGAAGUGCUAAGAGCAAG
Molecule: messenger RNA, 1172 nt
Organism: Gavia stellata (red-throated loon)
Lineage: Eukaryota; Metazoa; Chordata; Aves; Gaviiformes; Gaviidae
Gene: PRKX
Product: protein kinase cAMP-dependent X-linked catalytic subunit
Exons: 9
Coding region: 1-1116 (371 amino acids)
Biological process (GO): protein phosphorylation
Molecular function (GO): protein serine/threonine kinase activity; ATP binding
Source: RefSeq, a predicted model, not a curated record